AUGGAUUAUUCAUACAACAUUGAAGAAAUUCCAACGAAUGAUAAACCAUGCAUCGAACACGACAUUCGUCGUGCCAAACAAUUUUUACUCAAACACAGUCCUGAAUCUGGUGAUAAUUUAUAUGAUCAUUUAUCGGAACUUCUUGCUAAGAUAUUAUCGGAAAAACCAAAAAAUGCUGUUGAUUUGUUUGAAGUCUACAGCAGAAGAUUAAAAGAAGAAAGAUACAAAACUCAAACUGAUCAUUUGCGUGAUGUUUACGUACCACCUGUACAAUACGAAAAUGCUAAAAAACUUAUCGAAUUGUUUCAAGUACUAAAUAUAAUUUCAGAAACAAGAAACGAGGAAGAUCAAAUGGAAGAAGAUGAAGAGAUUGAAAAAAAGAAUGGAAUACCAAACACCAUGGAUUUAUUAUUUUAUUUCGAACAAACCGGUGUUGGUUUGCCACGAGGCGAGAUGAUUUUAUUAAAUUUAGCGAUAAGAAAACUCGCUAGUAAAGUUCCCAUCAAAAAUCUUAGAUUUUGGGGUAAGAUUCUUGGUAAUCCGAAGAAUUAUUAUGUGGUGGAAGCGGAAUUUGUGGAGGACGAAUUACAAAGAAGAUUAGAGCAAACGACACCAGUGAACGAGAUUAAAGAAGAAGAAAAAAUUGAGGAAGUUAAAGAUGAACGAGAUAUGGAAAUGAAUAAAGAAAUUUCCGAUGAAACUGAAGAGGAAACAAAAUUACAUUUGGUAUUUCCACCAUUACCAGUUAAUACGUGGAAAAUGCCGACGGAAGUGCCACCGGAACAAAUUGGAACUGGAGUAAACACCAAGGUAUAUUUCGUAUGCAAUAAUCCGGGAAUUGAUGAUUGGUACGAACUACCACCUGUGACACCACAACAAAUAAUAAUAUCACGUCAAAUUGUUCGUUAUUUUACUGGCCAUUUAAAAACAAAGAUGCAUACAUUUCCGCCAUUUCCCGGUACAGAAGAAAAUUAUCUUCGUGCAGAAAUCGCUAGAAUUAGUGCUGCGACCGAUAUUUCACCGAUCGGUUAUUAUACCUUCACCGGAUUGGACGAGGAAGAGGAAAUUGAUGAAGAAAUGGAAGAAGGAGGGACCUUGACGGAGAACGUACAUUACGAUCCAUUGCCGGUCAAGGAUCUAGUGGAUCCAUCAAUGUCGAAUUGGUGUCAUCAUACUCCAUACAUUCUGAAGCAGGGACGUACAGUUUGGUGGGAUCCUCGAGAAAAAGAGGAAGAAGUUGAAGUUGAAGAGGAGGAGGAGGAGGAGGAGGAGGAGGAAGAAGAAAAAGAUGAGGAAAAAGAUGAAGAAACUAAAAGGGGAGAUGCUAUUAAAGAAACUGGACCACCUUUAUUGUCACCAUUAUCAGAGGAUGCGAUUUUAGAAUCAGUAUUUCCAUGGACAACGAGACAAUCUUCGUUCGUUCAACUGGACACCGCAGUUGCUUUAGUGAGGUCAAAUAUUUGGCCUGGUGCAUAUGCAUUCGCCGUUGACAGACGUUUCGCCAACGUGUACAUCGGUUGGGGUCACAAGUACAACGCUUACAAUUACAAUCCACCAUCUAUGCCUCCCGUACAGGAUCAGUAUAAAAUUGGUCCGGAAAUCAUGGAGAUUCGGGAUCCGACUUUUGAGGAAGAAGAAGCUUAUCGUAUAGCACAUUUACCACCACCACCAUUAUUCAUUGGAGAAGGUGAAGAGGAAUUCGUUGAGGAAGAGGAAGAGGAAGAGGAUGACGAAGAGGAUGAAUAA
This is a messenger RNA of Polistes dominula (European paper wasp), 1746 nucleotides long. It is a transcript of the gene Rsph4a, whose product is annotated as Radial spoke head protein 4a. Gene Ontology annotation, cellular component: axoneme; radial spoke. Gene Ontology annotation, biological process: cilium movement involved in cell motility; cilium assembly; axoneme assembly. Lineage: Eukaryota; Metazoa; Arthropoda; Insecta; Hymenoptera; Vespidae. The record is from RefSeq and is a predicted model, not a curated record.